Messenger RNA from Phanerochaete carnosa HHB-10118-sp, 840 nucleotides. RefSeq lists its product as uncharacterized. Bases 1 to 840 code for a protein of 279 amino acids. NCBI's taxonomy places the organism in Eukaryota, Fungi, Basidiomycota, Agaricomycetes, Polyporales, Phanerochaetaceae. The record is from RefSeq and is a predicted model, not a curated record. The transcript has a single exon.
AUGCCGGGCGCUACGGGAGCCGAUUUACCGCCCGAAACGCUGUCAUUGAUCUUGAAAUGCCUUAUCUCUUCCACAGGCAAACAUCGCCACUUGAAGCACGGGCUCUCUGCGUCUAGUCUCGUAUGCAAGUUCUGGUCCGAGGCGAUCAGACCUGUCCUCUUCCGAGAGCUCACGUUGCGCACCGCCGAAGACGUACGAUUCCUUAAGAACAUCGUCAGCAGCCACAGGUUUACGACUUCGUCUCUGUCCGGGGCCAUCGAAAAGAUAUAUAUCCAUCAAGAAGCCCCGGAGACGAAGCCCUGGCUUCACCACGUCCAUGGACUUUCAACCCGACUGCCGAAGACAAGAUUCCAGUGUACCGUCGUGAAUCGCGCGAGCGAUUCUGAACAAGCGGCCGGUUGCUGGGCUCCGUUCAGAUCGAUACCGCGCGUCACCCCAUCCUACGUCCGACUCUCAGAGCUUACCCUCCACGGCGUUGUAUUCACGAGCACGACCGAGCUUGCACGGCUCGUCGACAAUUUCCCCACGCUCGAGCGCUGCACCUGCGACCAACUCACCUUCCUCGACCCGUCGCCAGUUGUCCAGUCACGCAGAAUCCGGCGACGUGCUUCAUUGACCCUCUGGUGGUGCAAUGUAUCGCGCUGUAAGGAUAUGGCGGUUUCCGUCCAAGCAGCGCUAGCUGCCGACGUCGUUGCGGCUGGUCGUCGCACGGGCCUUGAUGACCGCACAUGGGACGCGACUCUUCAAGCGCUGCUUGCAUCGGUACCAGACACAUUCGAAGGGGCAACCGUACACCUUGAUGGUCAGAAUGGCAAUGUGUUUGGUACGUCUUCAAACUGA